CUCAGUGCAGUGUAAGCACUUCUCUAUCUCUUGCUCUGCCAGCGUUGCCAGCCCAGAAUAUCUCCCUCUGCACCUUGUUCGGCGUGUGGGUGUGUGUGACUGGAGCUACAACCCAUGAAGCCCCAACACAGCUGGAACGCACUGGGCCACUGACAGGCGGAAUAGAGGCCUUGAUGGAUGAACGGCCAAUAAAAACGUGGCAUCUGGACAAGCUAACAUCCUUGCUGACAUUAGAUGAUGUUGUUCAUAGCUUUGCUGACUGGUCCAGGCAUAGACUCCAGCAUCAAAGUUGUUCAAACAAGAUAAAACAACUCAAUGUUCAAAUAUCGACUAUUAGCAAGUGUUUUUUUUCCAUCCAAGAGUGAUGCAGAAGUCAGCUGUCUGCGUUGCAAGUAGAGGCUUUAGGCUUUCAGUUGAGUCACAUUCCCACUUCUGCUGUGUUUCCUGAUGAUGUAGGCUGCAGGUCCAAAGCAGUGGUUGGGCUUCCUCAAGGUUUUCCUCUGUUGGAAAUUCUAUGUCAUGUCGUGGUGUAUCAUGAGCUUCACUCACGGUGCACGCUUGUUGUCACAACACAUGUCAGCAUACAGUGCUGUAUAUACCAUGUGGCAUAUACAUUGAGGUAGUGAUACGCCAAGCACCUCCUGUUGAAGUAAUUUUACAAGAGUUUUAGAAAGCUCUAAAUUCAAUUCAAUGGAAAUGUAUCGCAGACCCAAAAUGCUCGUAGUACUGUUACCAGUGAAGACCUCAGUGUCUUUGCCAUAAGUGAGAGAUGCUCCAUUGACAAACAAAAAAUGAAAAACUGAUGCAGGUGGAUGGGAAUCCGACCGAAGACAGGGUUUAUGUUUGAGCGGUGGAAACAGAAGCUAAUGAAUGUUUUUUCACCUGAACGUCAGGAAAGCUUUUUUCUGAAGUUGACCUCAAAUAACCAAACUACUCUGUUUUGACCUUUACUUCCCAGUUAUAGUAGUCCCAACUACUAUAGUGGAGCCAAUAAUCUGUUGAGCCGUUGAUCGUGUUUCAUGAGAGUACAACACACCGACUGUGAGAGAAUUUAGCUUCAGAAAGAGGUAAUGUUGCAGUGUCCUCUCGUAUAAAGUGAGUUAUGUAGUCUGCUGAAGCCGGUCAGGAAUUACACCCUCUACUGGAGCGUUUCCGGUCACGUGGUGUCAAAGUCCCAACUACUAUAGUGGAGCCAAUAAUCUGUUGAGCCGUUGAUCGUGUUUCAUGAGAGUACAACACACCGACGGUGAGAGAAUUUAGCUUCAGAGAGAGGUAAUGUUGCAGUGUCCUCUCGUAUAAAGUGAGUUAUGUAGUCUGCUGAAGCCGGUCAGGAAUUACACCCUCUACUGGAGCGUUUCCGGUCACGUGGUGUCAAAGUUACCGCGAUAUAAUUAAGAGUCUGUGUGUGUUGUUUGAGCUGCAUAGGAAACUGCGCAUUGGCCAUGGCCUACUAUCUAUAUUUAGCUUGAAACCCUCUCUUUUCCCCUCCUGAGCUCCCCUGCCUGACCCUCGCUCACUGCUGCAGGCAUUCCCAUAUCUGAACAUGCAAAGGCGGUGCAGCAUUGCAAAGAGGCAGAGUUUCAGUCGGGGAGCUGCGAGUGUAUUGAUCGCUGGUUUGAAGAGUCAGAGUUGAUACAAGAGAUCCCAGGUUGACUUCAGGAGGACCAUGGAACCAUGUUUGAAUACUAAGUCCAGUUAACUGCCUCCUGGAUUGUGGGAAUAUGUCUUUAUGAAUGUUUAUAGUUCAGUGAAUUGGAACUAUGGAAGAAGGCGAGCUGAUGAUCCGGUUGCCAGGGAAAUCCACCGCCCCUCUGGACAGCAAGGGGUUUGGCGAGACGCUGGUGCUGAGACACAAAGAGGUUCACCACUUCUUCUUCGUCCCCUUCAGGGAACAGCCGAUCUACAGCACCCGGGCUCACGUCUUCCAGAUUGACCCCAACACCAAGAAGAACUGGCUUCCCACCAGCAAGCACGCAGUCACCGUCUCCUACUUCUACGACAGCACACGCAACGUGUACCGCAUCAUCAGCCUGGACGGCACCAAGGCAAUAAUUAACAGCACCAUCAGUCCCAACAUGACGUUCACAAAGACCUCGCAGAAGUUUGGCCAGUGGGCGGACAGUCGAGCGAACACCGUCUACGGCUUGGGAUUCUCCACAGAGCAUCAUCUAUCCAAGUUCGCAGAGAAGUUCGCUGAGUACAAAGAAGCGGCUCGGCUGGCCAAAGAGAAAAGCCAGGAGAAGAUGGAAAUGGCUACGUCUCCUUCCCAGGAGUCUCCAGCGGGUGAGCUGGCAUCACCUCUGACCCCAGUGACUCCGCCCAUGGAAGCGCUGAACGGCACGGAUGAUCUGUGUGACGCCACUCCUAAUUCAGAGAAUCGCCCGGAACCCUCGCAGAACGCACUGGCCUUUGCUCACAGCCCCACCAUGACAAAACACUGGGAGGCUGAGCUAGAGGCGCUAAAAGGGAACAACGCCAAGCUCACAGCGGCUCUGUUGGAGUCCACGGCCAACGUCAAACAGUGGAAGCAACAGCUGGCUGCUUACCAGGAGGAAGCAGAGCGGCUACACAAACGGGUGACAGAGCUCGAGUGCCAGAGCAACCAAACACCAGCCAUCAAGUCCCAGAAAACUGAACUCAACCAAACAAUCGAGGAACUGGAGAAUACUCUCAGAGAUAAAGAAGAGGAAAUGGAGAAGCUGAAAGAAGAAUUGGAAAACAUGAACGACCUGAUGGAGCAGAAAGACACUCUUACGCAGAAACUUGAGGAGACGGAGCUGCGUGGCCGGGUCCUGGAGGAGCAGUUGGCCGGGGCCGAGCAGCGGCUCGAGGAGAACCAGGAGGAGCAAGAGAACUUCAGGAAGAGCCUGCGGACGCUGCUGGAGAUGCUGGACGGCAAGAUCUUUGAGCUGACGGAGCUCAGAGACACACUGGCCAGGCUCAUAGAGGAAGCCAGCUAGAAGAAUGUGAGCUGCAGAAUCUGACACAGCCAUAUGAGUCCACGCACCUACUCCAGUCCCCACCCACUACCACCCACUUUCCUCAGAAAGGUUAUAGUUCAGACACAACACUGCCCCAGUCGUGAUUCUUGCUUAAAGUGGGCAGCUAUUCCCUCGUCUUCUCCACGCAGGCUCCAACUCCACCACCGCAGGCAGCACAGGGACUACCUCAGCGAGCCUUCUGAUUGGCUGGUGUGGAAGAAUUGUAAACAUGUCUGAUGAGGCAACUGCCCUGCAACCCACUGGCAUCCACCUUCACCCAAGUCCACACGGAUAACUCCAGAACUGUGCCUCAGCGCCGCCUGCAGUUCAGCUGGAGAACUGCACCUCGUCUUUUCCUCCACCUGAAGGGGAAUGUAAGUUACAAGUCAAGCGGAAUUUGCUGUAAAGACUCAAUGAACUGCGCCAAAGCUGCGAGAUUCACCCAAGAUAUCACCCUAAUACAGAUGCUUCGAUCCAAAGUGACUCACUGUACAGCGAAAGAGUCCCACUUGAGUGAGAAACUGCCAGCAUCCCAGAGAGUUUUGAGGACACAGAAAGCCUUACUUUCGGGGCCUGAUGAGUGUUUGGACAAAGAAAAAAUAUUUUGGUGGUUGUUUCUGCUGUGAGAAUGAGUUCCUCCUAUAUACAUAUAAAUAGAUAAUAUUAACCGCCACUCCAACAAGAUGAUCGAGGAAUCGCAUCUGCAUCGUUUGUGCCAUGACGAAAUUGGAGAGGAAUCCCUGCUUCCACCAUUGCAGUCAGCCGACCUGUCUUCCUGCCAAACUCAGUGUGCUGUGUGUUUCUGAAUAAGGCCUGACCCUGACGUGUGCCUUCACGUGCACACAUAAAGAGGACACUUUGUAAUAUAGAAUUUGAGUGUGUGUGUGUGUUUUGCGUUGUCAGAGAGCGACUCUUGUGGAGGCCAACAAACACACGCACACACACACACACUGAGCAAUACCAGACAGGCUCUGUACAACACUUCUAUUUAACUCUAUCAGGUACUAUACUCAGUGGACUCAUGCAGAUGUGUAACCCCUUCCUCCCUCCAACCCUCCUCCCACACACACACACACACCUCCCCGACCAACAGAUAGUGUACUGCUGAUGACCGUAAACCUGUGUUGGUCAGAGUAGUGCAUGGCGAAGGGCUUACGGAGUGUCAUCAUCAUCUCUCAACUGCUCAUGGAUAUUCACUCCUCAUGAGCAGAAACAGAACUCUUUUUUACUCAGAGUAUAUUACCGCGCUAGUGAUAAUGCUGUAUGAUACUUUCUACUUGGCAUUACAAAUGAAAGGCGCCUCAGUAGAAUGCAGACACACCACCACGCGGCGGCUUAUUGUUGUGUAUUAACCAACAUACCGUCCUCACAGAACAUGUAUAUUAAAUCUAUAUUCUAAAUCUAUAUACUCCUGUCAAAGCAAAAUAGUCAACGCCACGUGUAAAAUCUCACACUUAAAUUCUUCAAAUCCACAUGACAUGCUGCAACUUUUGAGGUCUUAAAUAUGUUUGAGCACCUUUUUUGCACUGAUUUUAUUACACUUUGUAGCAACAUGAAUUAUUGAUUUACAUUCGUGUGCCCAGAUUUUUGCUCUAGCCACACACACACACACACACACACACAGGUUAAUACACUGGAACAAGGCCUGAGUAGAAGAAAAUGUUGAUUGUUUAACACAGAGUGAACACAUUAAUAUUCAUGCUAUUGUUGAUGAAUGCCUUUGUACAGUAGUGGAAUAAGCUUUUCAUUCUCUUGUUUUGUAACUUAUGGUAUUUAAUGUACGUAUAAUUAUGAUUAUUGUAUCCAGAGGUAUGAGAAGACUGGCAAUAUUUUUGACUAUUUAAAGUAAUUUUAAACUAAAUUAAAGAGGUACCUCAGGCUUCAUGAUGCUAGGCGGAUGAACAGAUUCCUCAGAGGUUGGUGACAGAUGGAAGAAAGAUCCUUUCUAACCAGGAGAAGAACACACAUCUGUGAAUGGAGAAAUGCUAUGUUUUAUAUUCAAAUACAGUGGCCGCAGAAUUCUGUGUGUGCAAAUCCCACUGCUUCUGUUUGCUUCUUUGGCGGGGUGUCUCCUUCACAGACCAGGAUUUAUGUCCACUUAUAGUCGGACACCACUCAAGCACACAGACACACAAGAGUCAUCUGUACAUCUCUGUGUGUGGACACGCAUUUUUUGCAACCCUUUUUCAACCCUCCUGUUUAAAACUCUGACAGAGACAAAGAGAUUCAACAGCAGCUCGCAUUGGUAAAACCGAUUUUUAUUGAAUUGCAGGGACAACAAUGCAGUUCCAAACAACAAUUGUGUAAUGUGUCCGCAUAAGACUGCAAUGUCUGACAAGUAGUCCUCAGGUUAAGAUUUCAUUGUAUCAUUGUGUUGUUACGGUGCAUUUGUCAGUCAAGCGAGUGUUUACGAGGCAUGUGCCAGACCGGGGGGAGAGGGGUGAUGAAGACGCUAAUGGAAGAUACCGAUUUGACCACAAGGAGUUGAUGCAAGGACAUCUAAAGCUUCAUUUUAAGUCAGGAUAAAGGUCAUCUCAUGAACUCCCCCUUUACUUUUGUGAUGAUGUAACCACUUUCCAUGGACUCCGCGGCUGGUGCGUCCCAUAUGGUUGCAGCAGGUUUGGAGCGUGACUGCGUGAGCACCAGUAAUAUGACUCAGCAACCUCCUACCAAGGUGCUUCUGCCCACAGCAUGAGAAAGUGAUGUGAAAAGAGGAAACAAAGACAAGAGAAAGAGAGUGUGCUGCUGGCCCACGGUGACUCCCAGCAGAGCGGAGAGAAUCCAGACGCCUACCUGCCAUCCAUCAUUCCACCGAGCGUGACCAUUCCAACAGGACCUCCACGGACCGCCCACUCUCACUACUGCCACGACCUCAGCCUCCCUGAGGGCCCGGGCCUCCAGCUCUCAUCACUAAACUGUUUCACCCACAAUCUACUCCACUUCAGCAGCCCAUAUGCUGGAGAGAGGCACAAAUCCACUGGAGUAGUCGAGCUAAAAUGAU
Messenger RNA from Synchiropus splendidus (mandarinfish), 5982 nucleotides. It is a transcript of the gene homer1b, whose product is annotated as homer scaffold protein 1b. Gene Ontology annotation, cellular component: plasma membrane; dendrite; cytoplasm. Gene Ontology annotation, biological process: regulation of store-operated calcium entry; G protein-coupled glutamate receptor signaling pathway. The record is from RefSeq and is a predicted model, not a curated record. The transcript is spliced from 8 exons. Gene Ontology annotation, molecular function: G protein-coupled glutamate receptor binding. NCBI's taxonomy places the organism in Eukaryota, Metazoa, Chordata, Actinopteri, Syngnathiformes, Callionymidae. The coding region runs from base 1761 to 2960 and encodes 399 amino acids.